GGUUGAAGGUUUCUUCUUUCUGUCAGCUCGGUUUGCCCGCUGAGGCUAAGGUCAGACUUCAUGUCAUCACGUUGUGUCGCAACGAGCUAGUUUUGAAAGUGUUAACGGAGGCUGCGGUGUUCUUUACGUGCUUCUGUUAGCAGCCACUUGAGCGCAGCCAUGAGGAAUCUAUGGGGCAGAGCCUGCAUGAUCGGUUCGGUGUCUGCAGCUUUCGGCUCGAUGCUGUGGUCACAACAGAAGACUGAACCGGAUCAGGUUGCCUCUAGUUGCCCUUCCUCUGACACAAACCCCAGCUCUCCCUACGAGCUGAAACUGGUCCAAGUCUUGUUCCGACACGGCGCUCGAACGCCUCUGAGGUCGAUACCUGAUGUGAUGGAGGCCCAGUGGGUGCCAGCGCUCUUGGAUCCGCCACCACACACCCACAUCAACUACGUAGUGACAGAUCUCCAUGGUGGCCCCCAACCUCCAGCUCCUGUAGAAGACAACUAUCGGAAAAGCUUGCUGCCCGGUGGAACGUACCCCGGUCAGCUGACCACAGUGGGCAUGCAGCAGCUGUACGAACUGGGCAAGAGGCUAAGGAGGAGAUACAUCGAGGAGAGUAACUUCCUCAAUGCCACAUUUAGCCCAGCUGAGGUCUACGUGCGCUCCACUAACAUUGUGAGGACCAUCGAAUCUGCCAAGUGCCUGAUAGCGGGGCUCUUCCAGCAAAAACAAAAAGAAAUCGUGCCUAUAGUAACGUCGGAGGCAGAAUCGGAAAUCCUGUAUCCUAAUUUUCACGGAUGCAAGCUGCUCAAAACCCUUGCCGGCCACCGCUGGGCAGAGUCGGCCACUCUGCCAGACAUUGCAGCAGACCUGCAGAGCAUCCAGAGCGCGUUGGGGAUCGCUGCUCACCAGCACGUCGACUUCAUCCUCAUUAGGGAUGACAUGGUUGCCAGAGAGAUCCAUGGCCUGCCCUGCCCACCGGCACUGGACACCUGGAGGAAUAAAGUGGAACAGAGAGCCGUGGACAUGAUGUGCCACGUUUUAGAACCCAGCAAAAGGGAGCACUUGCAGCUGUCUGUAGGACCCCUCCUGCAUACACUAGUAGACAACAUUGAGGCAAAACUACAGGGCACCUCAUCCGAGCCAAACAGGAAGCUGUUCUUGUAUUCUGUACACGACACCACUCUGAUGCCCUGUCUGAUGGCUCUGGGGAUUUUUGACAUGAGAUGGCCACCGUAUGCCGCCGAUAUCACUGUGGAGCUGCAUCAGAAGAAGCAGACCAAUGAGACCUUCGUUAAAGUGUCAUACACAGGCCAGGAUCAGCUUAUACCAGGGUGUAGUGGAGUCUACUGCCCCCUACAGGAGUUCAAACAGGUCGUUUCAGCCUACUCACUCAGCUCCGAACUCUACCAGUCAAUUUGUGACAGCACAGGAGGCUUGACCGAGCCAUGAACCCUAAACAAACCAUCAAGCGAACACAGUGCUACCCAUGAGAUUACACUCUGACAGUAAACACACAUCAUGUUUUUUCUGACGUCCUCACUUCAUCCAGCCAGCAGAACUCAUUAUACCUCACUGUUGGACUACACUCAAGUUCAGCCACUUAAGUUUUCAUCAGAUGUUUAAUUUCAUGAUCCGUCAUCUUCCUGUAACCAUGGCAGCCAUGUAAAAUUUACGUAAAUUAAGUUAAUAGCAAAGGUACAGCAACAAAAUAUACGUGCAGAGUGAUUUUGCUUUAUGGUGUAUGCCUGUUAAAUAUCUGGUGCAUAGGUGUGCAUUUGCAUGCAACACUUCCAUUCUGUUUGGCUUAUUUAUUAAAGCUGAAGUUAAGUUUUUCUUUCUGUCAACAACCCAAACAAAAACACAUCACAGGUACUGUUUCAUUUUUAAGAAAUUAUCUCUUAAAGCAGGUAGAUGCCAGAUUAAGCAAAAUACUCAAACAGGAAUAAAUGAUGUAGCUGUUGGGGACUAUUUUCAGCUGCGGACUGAUACAACUUUUUGUGAGUGGCUUCUACAGGACAAUGUAUGGCAUGUGUGAUUGUGUUAAAAGAAAUGCCUGCUCAUUUUAAUGACUGGCGUGGCUUCUGUACUUGUUUUUAAUCAUUUUUAAAUAAGGAUGGAGAUCUGUGGUACCAAAGAACAUACACUGUAUCAGGCCAACAGAUACUUGAGACUAUAUUUUUCAUUUUAACAUUUGUGAUCUUUUUGGGACUUUGUACCAAGACAAAGAAUUCUAUCUCCUUUUUUUCCCAUUGCUGCAACUCAAUGAAAUAUGGAGAUUUCAGAGCCCUCAACACCUGUACUGGACUGCUGACACUACUACUCUACUACAUUGGUUGAGCUCACAACCAUCCAUCCAUCCAUUCUCUAUACACCGCUUUAUCCUCACUUGGGUCGCGGGGGUGCUGGAGCCUAUCUCAGCUGACUCGGGCGAAGGCAGGGGACACCCUGGACAGGUCGAGCUCACAACCAUAUCUUUCAUAUUAAGCUAUCUCAUUGCUCAGGGGACUACUACAGAUUUCAUGUAAUGAAUCUGAUGUUUAUUAGCAAAGGUGUGCAGAAAGUGGAUUGUUUUAUGUGAAUGUAAAGAUUUGGUUUGCAUUGGUGAGACAUAAAUACAAAUUUUACUCAA
Acanthochromis polyacanthus (spiny chromis) is the source of this 2614-nucleotide messenger RNA. It is a transcript of the gene acp6, whose product is annotated as acid phosphatase 6, lysophosphatidic. NCBI's taxonomy places the organism in Eukaryota, Metazoa, Chordata, Actinopteri, Pomacentridae. Gene Ontology annotation, molecular function: phosphatase activity. The transcript is spliced from 11 exons. The record is from RefSeq and is a predicted model, not a curated record. Gene Ontology annotation, biological process: dephosphorylation. The coding region runs from base 160 to 1434 and encodes 424 amino acids.